Geodia barretti is the source of this 1761-nucleotide messenger RNA. NCBI's taxonomy places the organism in Eukaryota, Metazoa, Porifera, Demospongiae, Tetractinellida, Geodiidae. The record is from the annotation of a GenBank genome assembly.
AUGAGGACCCUGGCGCAGUCCGUCCGCACCCUUGGCGCAGUGGCUACGGGACGCCGGCAUGCCGACCUUGUGCUCACGGACUGCUCACUGGUAAACGUCUACACACGUGAGAUCCAGAAGAAUAUCCAGGUGUCAGUAGCAGGCCAGAGGAUCGCAUACGUGGGAACGGAUGCGUCGCACACCAUAGCGCCCGGAACCCGCGUCAUUGACUUGGGGGGCAGGCACCUGACCCCGGGCCUUGCAGAGCCACACAUGCACAUAGACCAGCUGGUCACGCCAUCGGAGUUUGCAAACCGGUUGCUGCUCCGGGGAACCACGUCCCUGUUCUCUGAUCCCAUCGACAUAGUGAGCGUGGCAGGAUACCGGGGCUUUCGGGAGUUUGUCAGGCUUGCCACCGGACUGCCCAUGAGGAUCUUCAACAUGGUGCCCGGCGGCCUGCCCGUGGAUGACAAGUUCGGAGACGUAAAGACGCUGACGCUAAAGGAGGAGGCAGAGGCGAUAAAGCUUGAUGGCGUCUUGGGGCUUGGAGAGGUGUUUGCGUGGACCAAGGUAACCCUGCAGGAUCCCAGAACAAUCCAGUCCCUGGUGCAGAUGCUGGAGGCCGGCUGCGUGAUCAACGGCCACACCGCGGGAGCCUCGGACAGAAAGCUGCAGGCAUACGUCUCAUCUGGAAUCCUGUCGUGCCACGAGCCAAUAGACUUUGAACAGACGCUGGAGAGGCUCCGGCUGGGAAUGUGGAUCAUGAUCCGCGAGGGUUCCAUCCGGCGGGAUCUGGCAGAGAUAGUUCCCCGGGUGCUCUCCUCGGGCACCUACAUAGACAGGCUGAUGUUCUGCGCAGACGAGCUGAACCCCGUUGACCUUGAAAUGUACGGCCACAUCGAUCACUGCAUCCGCAAGGCAGUGGAGCUGGGAAUGAAUCCGGUUGACGCCAUCACCAUAGCGUCAAGGAACUGCUUUGACUACUAUGGCAUGGGCAGGGAACUGGGCGGAAUCGCACCUGGAAAGCUGGCAGACAUGGUGAUCCUUGAUGACCCCGGGUCGUUCCGGCCCAGAAUGGUAAUCGUAGGAGGCAAGAUAGUGGUACGCGAUGGCGCCCUGGUGGCUCAGGCCCCCCGCAGGCGCGUUCCCGGCUGGCUCAGAAGAACGGUAGAUCUUGCCGAGCUCUCAGCAGCGGACUUUGCCAUAAGCUCAAAAAAACCCAGCGUCCGCGCCAACACGAUCUACAUGGCCACGGAGAUCAUCACCAGGCCCGGAUCGCAGGAUCUUCCGACUAGGGACGGUAACGUGCCGGCGUCCAGGGACAGAGACAUCUGGAAGGUCGCAGCCUUUGACCGGAUCAGCGGCACAAAGAGAAGCACCGUAGGAUUCCUAGAGAACUUUGGCGCAGAGAUCGGCGCCUUUGCGGCCACCAAGAACUUUCAUGAGAACAACCUGAUCGUAAUCGGCAUGGACGAAGAGGAGAUGGCCAUGGCGGCCAAUCACCUGAUCCGGUCCCAGGGUGGCAUGGCCGUGGUAAGGGAUGGAAGGGUUGUGGCAGACAUGCCAUUUGAGAUAGGCGGCAUCAUCUCCACCAGGCCGUUUGAGCGGGUUCGCUCAGACUUUGAAGGCAUAGACGGAACGAUCGCCGAUGCGGGAUGCAAGUUUUCACGCCCCUCCCUGAUACCGGUAUUUCUGCCAUUUCUCGCGCUUCCGUCCGUUCGCAUACUGCACAGUGGCAUGGUCGACGUAAAGAGAAGGACGCUCAUACCGCCCAUCGUCUAG